CCGGAGGAGGUGUGCUCACCUCUGCGACCGGUUCUCAUUCAGUGGCCAAAUUCUGCAGCAGCGUCUCGAAGACCGUAAAGAAUUAAUUCCUGCGUUUGCAAUAAAGUCAAUCCUGUUCUGAGAAGGUUAUUUUGACUCCGGAUGUGACCAGCUGAAAGGACGUGCAUGCACUUGCUCCCAGAGGAGUAUAACUAGCAUAUCAAGAUAUUUCCUAAAGAUCUGCCAGCAUUGGACUUGCAGAAUCGAUUCAGUAUUAACGCAGAAAAAAAACGGUGCAGUAAUUGGGGGGGAAAUGGGUCCGGUUUUAUAUCUUAGCGGGUUAAUCGUAGUGUUUCUGCUCUGGGUUAAAGUUAAGGGGCUGGACUACGUGAUCAUUCACCAAAGGUGGAUAUUCGUGUGCCUGUUCCUGCUGCCCCUGUCCGUGAUCUUCGAUGUGUAUUACUAUGUCCGAGCCUGGCUCAUUUUCAAGAUGUGCUCCGCUCCGAAACAGCACGACCAGCGUGUCCGCGACAUACAGAGACAAGUUCGAGAGUGGAGAAAGCAAGGCGGAAAGGCAUACAUGUGCACAGGCCGCCCGGGCUGGCUCACCGUCUCGCUGAGGGUGGGCAAGUACAAGAAGACUCAUAAGAACAUCAUGAUUAACCUCAUGGACAUCCUGGAGGUGGACACUAAGCGACAGGUAGUGCGUGUGGAACCUCUUGUGAACAUGGGUCAGGUGACCGCCCUCCUUAACUCGAUUGGCUGGACCCUGCCUGUGCUGCCCGAGCUUGACGAUCUCACCGUGGGGGGCCUGAUAAUGGGAACAGGCAUCGAGUCGUCCUCCCAUAUCUAUGGCCUCUUCCAGCACAUCUGUGUCGCCUAUGAGCUGGUGCUGGCUGACGGGAGCCUGGUUCGCUGCACUGCCAAAGAGAACUCCGACCUGUACUAUGCUGUCCCUUGGUCCUGUGGCACUCUGGGCUUUCUGGUAGCUGCCGAGAUCCGCAUCAUUCCGGCGCGGGCCUGGGUGAAGCUCAGCUACAUGCCAGUUAGAGGCAUUGGUGCCAUCUGCCAACGCUUCGCCCAGGAGUCCGCCGACAAAGAGAACCAGUUCGUGGAGGGGCUGCUCUUCUCCCAGGACGAAGCCGUCAUCAUGACGGGAAUCAUGACGGACGAGGCUGAGCCGGACAAGGUCAACCGCAUCGGCCGCUAUUACAAGCCCUGGUUCUUCAAGCACGUGGAGGGCUUUCUGCGGGAGAGCCGCGGCGCUGUGGAGUACAUCCCCCUGAGGCACUACUACCAUAGACACACCCGCAGUAUCUUCUGGGAGUUACAGGACAUUAUCCCAUUUGGGAACAACCCCAUCUUUCGAUAUCUCUUUGGCUGGAUGGUGCCUCCCAAAAUCUCCCUGCUGAAACUGACACAGGGAGAGACCAUCCGCAAGCUGUACGAGCAGCACCACGUGGUCCAGGACAUGCUGGUUCCCAUGAAGCACCUGGAGAAGGCCAUCGGCCAUUUCCACAACAACAUCCACGUGUACCCCAUGUGGCUGUGCCCCUUCGUGCUGCCCAGUCAGCCUGGGAUGGUGCACCCCAAAGGGGACGAGGACGAGCUGUACGUGGACAUCGGCGCUUACGGAGAGCCCCGGCUGAAGCACUUUGAGGCCCGAGCCUCCACCAGGCAGCUGGAGAAGUUUGUGAGAGACGUUCACGGAUUCCAGAUGCUGUACGCGGAUGUGUAUAUGGACCGCCAGGAAUUCUGGGAAAUGUUUGAUGGCUCCCUCUACCAUAAGCUGAGGGAGAAGCUGGACUGCAAGACGGCAUUUCCCGAGGUUUACGACAAGAUCUGCAAAGCGGCUCGGCACUGAGGCACAGCCAGCAGAGCAGGAAGCUCAGCCUCCAAUCCUGCAUUUCACCCCAUUUCCGUGGGGAAGAAUAACCCACAGUGUAUGAGACUUGCUGUACAUUCUUACAAAUUUGAACGAUGCAGAAUUCGGGUUUUUCUUACCUUUAUACAUGUUUGACUGCAAAAGCAAUUCGUCAGCCUUGGAUGUAACACUGUGCCCAGAACUGUGAUGUAUCUCAUGUGAGAAUUGGGAUUAUCUUUGUAAUUCCGAUGUAUAUUUUUCUACCUGUAGUGUGGGACACAGACUGAAAUCAUGUGUCUCAGAUUAGCACAAAUAAGCAUUGAAUUAUCCUUAAUUAAAGGGACAGUUCAACCAAAAAUUGGAAAAAAGAUAUGGAGCUUAGAUGGAGUUUAGUGCUGUCUAUCUGUCUAGGUCAUUCAGCUGGGAGAUGCCUUGUUGAGAUAUCGGAUGUUGGUCUUCUCUCAAAUAUAAUGGGAGUGAAUGACAUUCUUUCUGUGGUAAUUAAAGGGCCAGAAAAAUACAUUUGAAAAACUCAACAGCAAUGUCUCAUCAGAAAUCAUGAUGCCGUUAUUGAAGAUAAUCCACAGACUUUGCAGAGAGCAGUUUAAUGUAGGAACUAUUUUCUGUUACGGAACACCACAUACCAGCCGUAUCACUGUGCAGAAGAUAACGCUACAGUACUCGUGCUCAUAUCCGAUGGAGUGCCCCUCUGAAACGCAUCUUUUUUUUUUCUUUUUUCAGUUUUUGGGGUGAGCUGCCCCUUUAAUGUUUCUUCAGUCAUUUUCCUGAAAGAGCACCUAGUGACCAUCUUGUAGUCUGUCUCUCCCAAACUAACAUGUCCCAUCUUUAAGUUAGAUUAGCUUGUCUUGUGUCUCUCUUUAUUAUGAUUGUGUGCUAUUUGCUUCACUUGUACAUCACUUUGCACAAAAAAGGUAAAUAAACCAGCGUGUCUCAGUGGGCUAA
Molecule: messenger RNA, 2806 nt
Organism: Paramormyrops kingsleyae
Lineage: Eukaryota; Metazoa; Chordata; Actinopteri; Osteoglossiformes; Mormyridae
Gene: dhcr24
Product: 24-dehydrocholesterol reductase
Biological process (GO): steroid metabolic process
Cellular component (GO): cytoplasm; membrane
Molecular function (GO): Delta24(24-1) sterol reductase activity; FAD binding
Source: RefSeq, a predicted model, not a curated record